Molecule: messenger RNA, 1231 nt
Organism: Cucumis melo (muskmelon)
Lineage: Eukaryota; Viridiplantae; Streptophyta; Magnoliopsida; Cucurbitales; Cucurbitaceae
Exons: 4
Coding region: 138-1016 (292 amino acids)
Biological process (GO): endocytosis
Cellular component (GO): clathrin vesicle coat; plasma membrane; endosome
Molecular function (GO): clathrin binding; phospholipid binding
Source: RefSeq, a predicted model, not a curated record
UUUCUGCCCCCAUAACCUAAUCUUCAAACUUCAUUCCAAAUUAUUCCACCAUUUCUGCCUCAUAAUUAUCAAAAAAGCAUCUUUGAAGUCUUUUCAUUAAUUCUCAUAUCUUCAGUUAACAAAUCCUAGAGUUUAUUAUGGCCACUCCUUCUUUUCAUGAUUUGAAGAAACAAGCUUCUUUCUUUUUCAAAGAGAAAAUCAAGACUGCUAGAUUAGCCCUCACUGAUGUCACCUCUGCUGAAUUAUUGACUGAAGAAGCCAUUAACGGGAACCCUGAUGCAAGAACUUUGAGUUCAAUUUCAAGGGCAGCUUUUGAGGUUGAUGAUUAUUGGAGAAUUGUAGCAAUUCUUCAUAAAAGAUUGGUGAAAUUUGAAAAGAAGAAUUGGAGAAAUUCCUACAACUCUCUCAUCAUUCUUGAACAUCUCUUGACUCAUGGACCAGAGAGUGUAGCAAAGGAAUUUGAGAGCGAAAAACAUGUUAUUACCCAAAUGGCUAACUUCCAAUAUGUCGAUGAAAAAGGGUUCAAUUGGGGCAUUUCAGUUAGAAAGAGAUCAGAGAGAAUAUUGAAUCUACUUGACAAAGGAUCUCUUCUCAAGAAUGAGAGAGAGAAGGCAAGAAAAUUGACCAGAGAGAUUCUUGGAUUUGGUAGCUUCUCCAUGAGAUCAAAUUCUCAAGGAAUUUUUCAACAUCCUUCUUCACCCAUUGCAAGAUAUGGAAAGUGCAAUUCCAACUUCAACAGUCUUGACAAUAAUAUUCUUCACCAAGACGGUUCUGCGGUAGAUGGCCAGAAGAUCAAAAUGCUCGAAACUCGAGAAGGCGUGGAAGACAACUUUUUGGUUGGAAUAAACAAGGAAGAGUUGCUUAGAUGGGAUGAUGAUGGUGUGUGCAAGGUGAAACCCGUUCUGAGUGGUAAGAGGGAGGAAGAGGAGUUGAAGAAUGGAAUCUCUAGUGAUGGUUACGAUCAUCCAUUCAUCGACGACGAACUCAAAACGAAUUUCUCAUUGCUUUCGAGAUAGGGAGAGAUAAAGAGGAAUUGAUGAUUUGUUUUGAAUUCCAUUCAUGAAUAAAAAUGUCUUAUACUUAUACGUAACUGACUAGAGAUUAACAUCGUAUUACCAAAUGGAAGUUGAAAGCUAAAAAGUUAUUUGGCAUAUAUAUAAUAUAUAGUUUUGUAAGAAACUUACAUAUUUGAUAUGUUACUCCUUUUAUGAUAUAAUGUUUGGAGUUGUCA